GGUCUACUGUGGCUACAGAAAUGGAUGUCGCGUCCACAUUUACAGUUCCCCGGUACUGCUCGCUGCCGUCUGCAGAAACACACAGCCUUCACAUAUUCUGCGAUGCGUCCCAGUCUGCAUACGCUGCUGCAGCAUACUUAAAAACCAGCGCUGAAGGGCGCGAUGUAUCUCACCUCAUCUUCAGCAAAUCCAAAGUCGCCCCCAUCAAACGACCAGAGACACUGACCAUACCAAGAAUGGAACUUAUGGCAGCAGCACUCGGCGCUAAAGUCGCAAGACACCUGACAAAGCAGCUAGAUCUAAAGUUCGAACGGGUCUGCCUGUGGCUUGACUCAACGUGUGUCCUGGGCUGGGUUCGAAGUACCAAGAAACUCCCCAGCUUCGUACAGAACCGUGUCAAGUAUAUCAACGAGUCAGGUGUUGAGUGCAAGUAUGUACCUACCUUCGAGAAUCCAGCCGACUUGCCUUCCCGUGGCAGUACCAUACAUCUCUCUGAGGAGUCGUUGUGGUGGCAUGGUCCUAACUGGCUUAUUGAUCCCUCUAUCUCCGAACCAGAGUUCCCAGGUACAUUCGCUCCUGCAUCUCAUGUACAGGGGGAGGGUCCUUCGGAAUUCGGUCCUGCUAGUGAGACUUCUUGCGACCGCUCAAAAAAAAAGGGAUGUGAACCCCCGUUUGGCAUUGACAUCACUAGAUUUUCGUCGUUGAGCAAACUGAUUCGAGUUACCGCAUGGGCAAGUCGUUUCGUCGAAAAAUGCCGCAAGCAAGAGAGAUGUCACAGUACACCCUGGCUCUCCUCUGAAGAGCUCCGCAAAGCUCACGUGACGUGGUUGAAGUUUGACCAACGCCAGCAGUACGCUCAGACUUACUCGGAUCUACAAGAUGGAAAAUCUAAUCAACUUAUUGUCUCUCUCCGUCUCUACACUCAUGAAGGAAUCAUCAGAUCUGCUGGGCGCCUACAGUUUGCAGACGUUCCUGAGUCGGCACGUUCGCCUAUCCUCCUGUCCAGCAGUUCUCACCUGACCACACUAAUAAUCAGUGAGACUCACCACAGUCUGAUGCAUGCGGGUGGUACCCACACAUUGGCAUCCUUGAGAAACCAGUACUGGAUCCCUCAAGGCCGACGCUCCAUCAAAUCUGUUCUGAAGAAGUGUGUGGUGUGCAGACGUCUGCAAGGUGGACCGUAUCAUCAGCCACAGAUGCCCCAGCUACCAUCACAGCGAGUAACAGCAGCUGACGCGUUUACUUUCACCGGACUCGACUAUUUCGGGCCAAUCUAUGUGCGCAACCCAGACAGCGAAGUAUCUAAGACAUGGGUAUGCCUAUUCACUUGUCUAGUGACAAGGGCAGUACACUUGGAGUUAGUGGAAAACAUGAGUGCGGAGCACUUUGUCCUCUGCCUCCGGCGCUUCACUGCAAGGCGUGGGGUUCCCCAGUUCAUUGUCUCUGAUAAUGCCCCACAGUUCAAACUGACGAAGUCCGCCAUCGACAAAGCCUGGUCGCAACUCGUCAUUGACCCUGAUGUGGUGCAUCACGCCACUUCGAAAGGCAUCUCGUGGCAAUUUAUUGUAGAAUCUGCACCAUGGAUGGGAGGCGUUUAUGAACGCAUGGUGGGUGUUGUGAAGUCAGCGUUGCGCAAGGCCAUCGGCAAUCGACGCCUGUUACCGACUCAACUCCUGACGGUACUCACUGAAGCAGAAGCGGUUGUCAAUAGUCGGCCUCUGGUGUAUGUAGGGGGUGACUCGGGUGACUGUGGGGUGAUCACACCCUCUCACUUUCUAUCUCUGAAACCUAGCUUAGGGUUCCCGCCUCUGUCUCCUACUCAUGAUGAAUUUGAUACUCAGUUUGUUCCCGAUUUGUCUUCUGCUGUUUCUUUGCUCCAGACGUGGAAGAGAGGUCAAGCGUUAGUGGACGCCUUCUGGAGCCACUGGAGGAAACACUACCUCCUCGCAUUGCGUGAACGAGCAGAUGCCCACAGCAGGAAACGUGGUGAACAUUCAAUGCAGCCUCAGGUUGGUGACGUGGUGAUAAUUGCUGAGCAACACAUGCCCAGAGCCUCAUGGAAACUUGGUCGAGUAGUGGAGGUGCACAGCAGCUCAGAUCAAGAGAUCCGAUCAGCCACGGUCAGAGUAACUGGAACAGACCGACGGAUUAGGAGACCUGUCACCUUACUUUACCCACUUGAGACCAUGCCAGAACCUGCAACACCACCGAAUAUUACACCACCAGCAGAACCUGCAGCUCCACGGACUCCGGUUACUAGUAACCCACAGCCAGUCGCCAGACCUACACGCCGUGCUGCUGACCGUUGUCGUCAAGGCAUCAAGGACAUGAAAGAUAAGGAUCUUGUCUGAUUCGUCGGACUAACAUUCUAGCAUUUCUUUCUCUCUCUUUCUGUCUUUGUGCCUCCGCUGACACUGAGUGCGUGUUGGUUAUUCGAUCGUGCGUACAAGCACAACUCAUUACUAUUCUCUCUUUCUGUCUUUGUGUCUUCGUCGACACACUUCCGAUUGCGAUUCUAUGUAUUUGCCCGUGUACUGACACGGUUUAUUGUUCCCUCUCCCUCUUUCUUAUUCUCUUGCCUGUGGGAGUGUCGCGAAUCUCACGACGGAGAUUCCGAAUUAUUUAUUUUUACGUAUUUUUGUGUAUUUUUUACGCAUGAGAUUUUUUCUUGCGUACAACCGCCAUGUUUAUUUUCUAUGGCAACGAGGUCAGCACACGAGGAAAGAACUCGGUGCUCCUUCGUCCACGUAGACAGAUAUAUUUUGCUUCCACUCGUUUCAGAGUUACAAAUGUAUGCUUCUCUCUCAGAUCAGUAUUUAUCCAGAGAAGUAUAUACUACUAGUAUCCAGAGAAGUAUUUACUAGUAGCCAGAGAAGUAUUUACUACUAGUAUCCAGAGAAGUAUUUACUAGUAGCCAGAGAAGUGUUUA
Molecule: messenger RNA, 2929 nt
Organism: Sycon ciliatum
Lineage: Eukaryota; Metazoa; Porifera; Calcarea; Leucosolenida; Sycettidae
Exons: 2
Coding region: 21-2351 (776 amino acids)
Biological process (GO): DNA integration
Molecular function (GO): nucleic acid binding
Source: RefSeq, a predicted model, not a curated record